Molecule: messenger RNA, 2465 nt
Organism: Pollicipes pollicipes
Lineage: Eukaryota; Metazoa; Arthropoda; Thecostraca; Pollicipedomorpha; Pollicipedidae
Product: sodium-independent sulfate anion transporter
Exons: 7
Coding region: 193-990 (265 amino acids)
Biological process (GO): transmembrane transport
Cellular component (GO): membrane
Source: RefSeq, a predicted model, not a curated record
UGCCGGCGGGCCUGCCGAAGCCGAAGCCGCCGCCCUUCUCCACCGUUGAUGGCAACCACACGCUGGCCUUCUCCGACAUGACGUCCACCAUCGGCGUCGGCAUCGGCAUCGUGCCGCUGCUGGCCGUCGUCGAGAACAUCGCCAUCGCCAAAGGCCUUCUCGGAGGGCAAGCGUCUGGACACGACCCAGGAGAUGAUCGCGCUCGGCCUCAGCAACAUCGCCGGCUCCUUCUUUUCGGCCAUGCCGGUCACCGGCUCCUUCAGUCGCACGGCGGUCAACCACAGCUCCGGCGUGCGCACUCCGCUGGGCGGCGUGUUCACAGGUCUUCUGGUGAUCUGCGCCCUGCAGUUCCUGACGCCGUACUUCGUGUACAUCCCGAAGGCCACGCUCUCGGCCAUCAUUAUCAGCGCCGUCAUCUACAUGAUCGAACUGAGCGUGGCCAGACCCAUGUGGCGCAGUCGCAAGGUGGACCUGCUGCCAUUCCUCGCCACCUUCCUGGCCGGCGUGUUCUGGGGCCUGGAGUACGGCAUCGGCAUCGGCACAGCCAUCAGCCUAGGCAUGAUCCUCUUCAAGGCCGCCCGGCCCAAGGUCGUCACCCAGACUCGGAAGCUGCCUGGCGGCUCGGAGGAGUACAUCUACGUGUACCCGGACUCGGGGCUGACGUACCCCGCUGCCGAGCAUGUUCGCGCCGUGGUCACCGACGCCGCCGUGCUGCACGGCCGCAGCGUGCUGCCCGUCGUGCUCGAUUGCAACAACGUGCGCUACUCCGACUUCACUUCGGCCGAGUGUAUGAAUCAGCUGGUGAAGGAGUUCCACGAGCGCGGACAGCAGCUGGUGUUCGUCGGUAUGAAGAGCAGCAUCCGCCGCUGCUGGGACGGUGCUGGUCAUGCCGACAAUCGUCUCAGCUGCGUCACAAUCGCCGACGCCGAGCACACGAUCGCUGACCACCUUCACGCGCCGCAGACGAAGGUAGACCUCAGCGGUCAGUAAGGCCAUGCACACCGGCGUCAUCAGCAGCCGCCAUAUCUGCCGACCGCUCGGCUGUCACACCCGCCACCGACCCGACUGCUCUCAACAUCGCGACAAGCCGCCCGCGGAGACUCCGCGCGCCCGCGGCCGAGUUCAAGGUUUCGGCGUGUCGGUCGGGAAGCCUGGCUGUGCGCCCUGUUGCGUGCGGGAGCGUUGUUACGUCACUGGGGCCCGUGGCGGAGGCCUCCGAUGCGCUGGACGCUCACACUCACUGUAGUUCUCAUUAGCUGUAGACGCUGACGCAUGCGGGCCCGCAGGGCGGCUGCGCACGUGGCUCGUGUGCAGGGCAUUCCUAGACGGGGCACAGCGUGCCCGGCGCGGGCCGAUGCAGGGUCAGCCUGCCUGGUUCCCGCGAGUGUCGACCAUGCGCUGGUGUAUUGGCAGGGUGGCCUAUGCAUGUAAUCGAGAUCAUUGUUGAUCCUGAAAGUGUUCGCUAUCAUGUCCGCCGCAAGCUGUGCGACUUUUGUUGUUUUUUUUUUUGAUGGUUUUGCUAUCUUCAUUCGAGAAAAUUUCCUUGGUGCACAAAUUUCCUUGGUGUCGGAAGCCACGAAAUGUCGCAAUUUAAUCCGCGAAGGCCUCCAUUAGUAGAGCCAAUGAUUUGUUUACGAUUAUUUUGCGCUACUGUUAAAAUGUUUUCGUCCUCGUUGACAGAGUUGUGUUCUGACAGCUGACAGCCGCAUGUGACGGACAGUUCAACAACAUGUGAGGACAGAUCAACAGUAUCUGUCCCACACGUGCAACGCUUGAGCAAGGCGUUUACAAAUAGAAGCUGCAAGGAACUUAGAGAUGUAGCUUUAAAGAUUGUCCUUGUGGGAGGUUCAGGAUAUCACAAGACCCCCAAUAUUUAUCUUCACUUUCAAGGAAUUUUCCAUGGAUGUGAAAACAUCAAAUGCAUUGAACCACCGUCAAAGGUCAUUACAAACUAUGUAUAUAAUACAGGCGAGGUAAGUUAUUAUGAUGAAGUUCAUGAUUUAUGAAUUGCCGUUGCUGAGAUCUAAGCACUUAUCGUCUUACUGCUGUUGCGUAGAGUUAAGAACUGAUCAUUUUAGAGUUUGCUGUUGCGCUUUGUUUUGUACGUGCAUCACCCUUUUUCGCUCUGGAAUAACACCACCUGAUCUUUUGUAGAACCAGCUGUCCGCAAUUGAACUACCUUUCGGGCACCGUUUUACCUGCGUUUGACUAAUAUUUCUAUGAUGUCAGGCCUGUCGCCCCACUGAAUAAUCGAUACAUAUGCUUCUACGGCGUAUUUAUUGUAAGUGUGUAUUGAGUGCAUGCUAAUUAUUAUAAGAUCGGUGGACGGAUGUUAUCAUCUGUCCACAUUUGAUAGUAGUCGACAGUGCGGGACAUUGCGUGUCAUUACUUCGGCAUGCAGCAUGCCCGCUGUGACAUGGUGCAUCGGAACUCUGUUGCACUGGACAAUACAGACCAUGUUGAUA